Neohortaea acidophila is the source of this 920-nucleotide messenger RNA. RefSeq lists its product as uncharacterized. Bases 154 to 687 code for a protein of 177 amino acids. Lineage: Eukaryota; Fungi; Ascomycota; Dothideomycetes; Mycosphaerellales; Teratosphaeriaceae. The record is from RefSeq and is a predicted model, not a curated record. The transcript has 2 exons.
GGAUUGCGCCAGCACCUCCACAUCCUCCCUGUGAAGAACAAACGGCACGCAGUCUGCCGUCUCCGUCCCCACCACUCUCACCUCCUCCUCUCCAUCGGUGCUCGCACUAUCGUCGUCCGCAAACUCGAACAUCAUAAUCUCCUCGCCAACCACAUGCUCGGGACAAAGCUGGAAGCGCACGCAGUUCACACAGGCGAGAGCAAGUCGACGGGCCAGACGGAGAAGUUGAGCGAUCAAAUAGACAGGAAGAAGGAGAAGAGGAGCCGAGCAGGCCACGGCAAGAGUAAUAAUAUACCUACCCAAGAGCGAAAUCGAAAAGUAACGAGAACGCCACCAACACCCACACCCGAGAGACCACCAGACACACAUCACAUGAGCGCCGCCCCGACCUCCACGCGCCACGCCACGCCGCCCGCCGCCCAGACGAGCAAAAGCCGAAACUCACCCACCCAUCUCAUCUCACCUUCCGCCCGGAUGAGGGCGCAAACGCCGCCCGCCGCCAGCCGGGUGCACAUACCGGUGCCCACAAGCCAGCCAUCAAAAACGCCUCGCGAUCCAAACUUUUUCGCAUGUGACAGUGUGUGGGCACAGCUAACGCGCGGUCGGGCCAGCCGCCACGGACAUGCUGCAUGCCGCGCCGCGCGCACCGCUUACAUGGAAAGGCUAAGAAGGGUACGAGGUACAUAAAACCUCACAUUAUAGCCUAGACGCCGGGCCGCAGUGCGGAGGGUGAAAUAGAAUUUCCGGAGCGGCGAGGGGCUAACGGGGAAGGGAUAGAAUUUCCGGAAGGUCAUCUUCCCAUCUAGCCAGCGCACGCACGUGGGAACCAUCACUCGCUUGUGCUGUCGCUGGAAGUAUACCGUAGCAUCGGGCGAGGGAAGUGGAGGGACGUGAGAUCUAGCAGUCGAACAGAUUGCACU